ACCUCAGUGAGAGCUGCUGUAGUUUCUUGAGGAAAGAGAAAAGAGGAAGCAGUUCCGCCCCGCGGCUCGCCGAGGACCGAGCAGAGAAAAGCGCAGACAGAAGAACAGCGGAGCACACAGCGGCGGCUCAGCGCUCGGAGGCCGGACUCGAACCAGAACAGCCUCUGAUAUAUGCUCCACACACGCGGCUGAACUUUGCUUCACAGGUGUGGCGCUAAACUCCGGCAUUUCGCGCUUGAGCUUCUCAGAGCAAACUUGAGUCGAGACGAGCGUCCAUGCUGGUGUGCCGUUACCGUUCGUCCUCGGGUUUAACGUGGCUGUGAGCUGCUUCGCCUGCUGCUGAACGGCGGGAUUCGGGCUGCGGGAAGUUUUUGUUCCGGACUAACGAGCUGAAAAUGAGUGGAGAAGAAGAAAGAUUCAAACUGGUGGUUGUGGGGGGAGGAGGGGUGGGGAAGAGCGCCCUUACCAUCCAGUUCAUCCAGUCCUACUUUGUGUCAGACUACGACCCCACCAUUGAAGACUCCUAUACCAAGAUCUGUAAUGUGGAUGGACAGGAGACCCGGCUUGACAUCUUGGAUACAGCGGGUCAGGAGGAGUUCGGUGCAAUGAGGGAGCAGUACAUGCGCUCUGGAGAAGGCUUCUUACUGGUGUUUGCUCUCAAUGACCGGGGAAGCUACCAUGAAGUGCAGAAGUUCCAUACCCAGAUCCUGAGAGUGAAGGACAGAGAUGAUUUUCCCAUGGUGCUGGUUGGAAACAAGGCAGACCUGGAACAGCAAAGAGUGAUCUCCAGAGAGGAUGCGCAGGCGUUUGCCAGAGAGAACAGGAUCCACUACAUGGAGGCUUCGGCAAAGAAUCGCUACAAUGUUGAUGAAGCGUUCUUGGAGCUAGUGCAUAUUAUCAGACGGUUUCAGGAGAUGGAGAGUCCUCCUCCUCCAGCUCAUCACACAGGGAAGCAGAAAGGUGGAGGCUGCCCCUGUGUCCUCCUCUAAGCACUAUUACUCUCAACACCAAAGCCUUAUUCCUCUGCAGCUUGUCCACAAAGGUGUGUG
Archocentrus centrarchus (flier cichlid) is the source of this 1049-nucleotide messenger RNA. RefSeq names its product RAS related (gene rras). Gene Ontology annotation, molecular function: GTP binding; GTPase activity. Lineage: Eukaryota; Metazoa; Chordata; Actinopteri; Cichliformes; Cichlidae. The record is from RefSeq and is a predicted model, not a curated record. Bases 396 to 989 code for a protein of 197 amino acids. Gene Ontology annotation, cellular component: membrane. The transcript has 6 exons. Gene Ontology annotation, biological process: signal transduction.